CUCCUUCUCCUGGGAGGUGGAGAGAGAGGGAGAAGGGGAGGGGGGAAUCCCGACGGUCGUAUCCGGCUCGCCGUCUCCUGAACAGCCACGAGAGGCUGCCAAGAGCGGGGCCGGGGUUCGCCCCCUCAGGACCCGCCGCGGACCCGCCAUCCCCCUCACGAGGGGAAAUGGCCUGAGGAAGGCGCGUGAGUCCAGCGGGGCGGCGAGUUAUGGGGGCAGCGCGCGCGCAAAUAGCUAACAGCCUUUGACCACCAUGAGUUGGAGUUUCCUGACACGUCUCCUCGAAGAAAUCCACAACCACUCCACGUUCGUUGGGAAGAUCUGGUUGACGCUGCUGAUCGUCUUCCGCAUCGUCCUCACCGCCGUGGGAGGGGAGUCCAUCUACUACGAUGAGCAGAGCAAAUUCGUGUGCAACACGGAACAGCCGGGCUGCGAGAACGUUUGCUACGACGCUUUUGCCCCGCUCUCCCACGUCCGCUUUUGGGUUUUCCAGAUCAUCCUCGUCUCCACUCCCUCGGUGAUGUACCUGGCCUACGCCAUUCACAAAAUCGCCCGGAUGGUGGAGCACGGCGAGACGGAGAGAAAGUUCCGAAGCAAGCCCUUCCCCAUGCGCUGGAAACAGCACCGGGGCUUGGAAGAGGCCGAGGACGACCACGAAGAGGACCCGAUGAUGUACCCAGAGAUCGAGCUGGAGAGCGAGAACAAGGAAAACCCGCCUCCGACCAAAGUGAAGCACGACGGCAGGAGGCGCAUCCGAGAGGACGGCCUUAUGAAGAUUUAUAUACUGCAACUCCUGAGCAGGACUGUUUUUGAAAUUGGCUUCCUGGUCGGCCAGUAUUUCCUCUACGGGUUCGAGGUGAGCCCGAGAUUCCUCUGCAGCCGGAAGCCGUGUCCGCACACGAUAGACUGCUUCAUUUCGCGGCCUACGGAAAAAACCAUCUUCCUGCUCAUCAUGUACGGCGUGAGCUGCCUGUGUCUACUUCUGAACGUGUGGGAAAUGCUCCACUUGGGGUUCGGCACCAUCCGGGACACGCUGAACAAUAAGCAGAAAGAGCUGGAGGACUCGGGGACUUACAACUACCCGUUCACUUGGAACACGCCGUCCGCGCCUCCGGGCUACAACAUCGCGGUGAAGCCCGACCAGAUCCAGUACACGGAACUGUCCAACGCCAAAAUGGCCUACAAGCAGAACAAGGCGAACAUCGCCCAAGAGCAGCAAUACGGCAGCAACGAGGAGAACAUCCCCACCGAGUUGGAGACCCUCCAGCGGGAAAUCAAAGUCGCCCAGGAACGCUUAGACCUCGCCAUCCAAGCCUACAACAACCAGAACAACCCAACCUGCUCCAAGGAGAAGAAGCCAAAGGGCAGCUCAAAUAAAAGCAGCGGCAGCAGCAAGUCGGGGGAUGGGAAAACCUCGGUCUGGAUUUGACACUGCCCCGCCUGGGAAUUAACGCUGCGCUGCUUACGCCGACCAGCAGACUCGCUGCCGAAGGAAUUCCCAUAAAUAAAAUGUUUGGCUUUGUUUAAGUUCAGGGGUGUUUGGGGCUGCCAAAGGACACUCUCCAAAGGGGCGGGGGCGGGGGGGAGAAGAAGCGUUUGUGCUCACAUUCCACUGUUUCCAGAACAUUUAUUUCUUGUUUCUUCCAGGUCAGGAGAAGACCCGGGUUUAUUUUUUUAUUUUUUAAAAACCCAAUCAUUCUCGUUGGAACGGUUUACACUGUGUGUACAGCAUUAUGGUACAUUUUAUUAUGCACAAUUUUUGGUAUUUGUACAUUGGAUAUCUCAGUUAUACUUUUUAUAUUAAAAGGAAACAAAGUUGGUAA
This is a messenger RNA of Podarcis raffonei (Aeolian wall lizard), 1823 nucleotides long. It is a transcript of the gene GJC1, whose product is annotated as gap junction protein gamma 1. Gene Ontology annotation, cellular component: connexin complex. The transcript has 2 exons. The coding region runs from base 254 to 1429 and encodes 391 amino acids. NCBI's taxonomy places the organism in Eukaryota, Metazoa, Chordata, Lepidosauria, Squamata, Lacertidae. Gene Ontology annotation, biological process: cell communication. The record is from RefSeq and is a predicted model, not a curated record.